Homalodisca vitripennis (glassy-winged sharpshooter) is the source of this 1813-nucleotide messenger RNA. RefSeq names its product radial spoke head 14 homolog. The coding region runs from base 373 to 1548 and encodes 391 amino acids. The transcript has 8 exons. NCBI's taxonomy places the organism in Eukaryota, Metazoa, Arthropoda, Insecta, Hemiptera, Cicadellidae. The record is from RefSeq and is a predicted model, not a curated record.
AAAAUAGUAAAUGUGCUAUUAGUAAAAUUCGUAAAUACAUCUCACACCAACUAAGGUAAAUGGAAUUAAGUUAGAGACUCUUAUAGAAAUAAAAUAAACGCAUAAUAAUGUAUAGAAAUUUUCUUUAGUACAAAAGUGCCUUUGGGAAUACUAUCCACAAAAACUUGGGACCGGCAGAUUUGGUGUUAAUAACGUGUUACAGGAUUUUUGCCCGAUACACUGGCUCAAGCGGUUAGCUAAAUACUUGCCGCUGGAUGUCAGAGUAACGCUGGUGAAGAGUCUAGUUUGCCUCACCUCAAUUAAUUACUUUCAGAAGACUGACGACAAAAAGUUAACUCUUUUGGCUGGUUCCCUUCUCAAAGAAAACUGAAAAUGAAUGAAGGGAGACAUCAGUUUCUGAGGGUGGAAAAGCCUGCCUACACACUUCACUCAAACGCACUGGAGAGGAUUAUAGCUCGAGCCUUGGGCCAAAAUAUGCGGAACGAGACUGCCGUCAAACCACUAUUACCACUAGUUAAUUCAGAGGCUCACAUUUGUUGUUCCGAUGUCAAUGUUACUACAGCAAGUGUAGCCUUUGGCCGAUGGGCUAUACCAAAAUUGAAAACAGAACUACUGAGCUCUGACCCUUUGAUAUCGAAAAACGCCAUCAACUCUUUACUUGACAUGGUCCAUGACCCAGAAAAAGCCGUGGAAGCUAUAAGACUGCAAGUUAUACCUAGGUUAGUGAGGCUGAUGGUAUGUGAGGAUGCGUAUGUGAGGCAGCGUGUGCUGAUGUUAUUAGAAGUGCUGGCGAUGCAGCCACACGGGAAAAUGGCAAUCGUCACCCACAAGACUAUCAUGAGUAACUUAUCUGACCUGUUAUCUGACACAGAUGUGAAUGUACGAAUCAGUGCUGCUAAAACAUCUCUAGCACUGGCAUCUUGGUACUUCGGUGUUGACGAAAUGAUCAAAAAGCAAUUCAUAAUUACCACUAUUAAUCGGCUGAAUAUUGAAAAAGAUGAUCGCAUCGUAAGAAUCCUGCUGGAGACAUUGGAGUUGAUGUUGGAUCAGGAUAUGGAGGCUAAGAGAGUUGCACUAAAUAAUGGCGGGAUGAAGCUGGCCAUGAUGAUGGAAAACCCAGUAGCAAUAAUUCGAGCGAAGGCAGUGGCUGUGAUUGGUCAGAUGGCCAGACAUCCGGACGGCAAACAAAAGUUACAACAACAUAGGUCGGACAUCCUGGCCAGACUCACCAAGCUGCUCAAGGACCAGAACGUAGAUGUCAAGACACAGGCAGCUGGAGCCUUGAUGUUCGCUCUAUGUACGACAGAGGCCAAGCUACAUUGUCUCACUUUGGCUACACUGUCUCACUUGCUCGACUGCGCCCAAAUGUUCCGUGCCCCUGGGCUGCAGAUGAACUCCAUCAAGGCUCUUACCAGCCUAGCCGAAUCACCAAAGGGGCAGAUCACAUUGCGGCGGAACAUCCACAGAGUCCAGGAUAUCAGGCCCGCUGACGAAAUAGUCAAGAGACACAAGGAUAUAUUGCUCACAGUCAUUAAUAGAGUCAUAUAACACUUCUUUUUAAUAUGUGAAUAUAAUGUGAAUCUGCAAAUGGUGAAGAAAAAUGUUUAAAUUGUAUCAUAGCAUUGAAUUGUUAUCAACAGUGCUAGUAUAAAAUCAUCAUACAUCAUAUCGUUUAUGCUAUCAAAUUACAGUUUUUGUACACAUUCCAAAAUUAAAAAUCUAACUUUACAAUAUUAGAGUAAAUUUUAUGUGAUAAUGACAAAUUAGUCAUAGUAUUUUAGGCUAUUCAAUAGAUACUUUAUCUUCAAAGUUA